This is a messenger RNA of Penicillium crustosum, 1927 nucleotides long. RefSeq lists its product as uncharacterized. The transcript is spliced from 4 exons. Gene Ontology annotation, molecular function: mRNA binding. Gene Ontology annotation, cellular component: cytoplasm; nucleus. Lineage: Eukaryota; Fungi; Ascomycota; Eurotiomycetes; Eurotiales; Aspergillaceae. Bases 173 to 1927 code for a protein of 584 amino acids. The record is from RefSeq and is a predicted model, not a curated record.
UCUCCCUCCGAUCGGCUUUUAGUCCAAAGUUUUCCUCCUCCCCCAAAACAUCCGCACAAUCCCGUCCCUCGACGGUUUCUUUACUUCCAAACCUUGCGUCGCUCUCAUGGUGGAGUAGUGACAAUUAUUACUUAAACCGGUUUGGAUUUUCACAUUCCUUGUGGAAUUCUCGAUGAGUUAUCAAGACAUGUAUCACGAUCAUUCUGCGCGUUCCCCUGGGUCUCAGAGACAUCAACAACCCCUACACCGUCAACCUUCUCGACAGUUUGACGCAUACGGUCCUAUGCCGACCAACAUGUACGAACAGGAUCAGAUGCGUUACGAGUCCGCUCGCCUCGAACGCCUGAACCCAUCCCUGCAGAACAAUUACGGAUAUGAUAUCUCCGGCUCGCAGACUUGGAACCCCAACGGUUUUGCUAAUGCACAAACACUCGGAGGAAUUCGCUCAGCUUCCGCCAGUUUGAAGCCGAAUGCCCGUGGACGUGCAGGCCUUCCCACGACGUGGUUGGAUCAGCAGCCGAAUAUUCCCCAAGCAUUCUCGAACCUGGGCCCUGGUCCCAUUCAGAGCAGCGCCAUGCGACCGGAAGCCUCCGCUUCAUCUGCCGACGACGACGAAUUGAUCCCAACCGCGAUUGUCAUCAAGAAUAUCCCUUUUGCCGUAAAGAAGGAGCAGUUGGUGCAGUUGAUGACAGAGCUCAACCUUCCCCUUCCCUACGCAUUUAACUAUCACUUUGACAAUGGUGUCUUCCGUGGUUUGGCAUUUGCCAACUUCACUUCCGCCGAGGAGACAGCAACUGUGAUCGAGGUGCUCAACCACUUUGAGCUACAGGGUCGGAAAUUGCGAGUCGAGUACAAGAAGAUGCUUCCCCUGCAGGAACGAGAACGGAUCGAACGCGAGAAGCGGGAGCGCCGUGGCCAGCUGGAAGAACAGCAUCGCCCGAUGGGAGGAGGCCCUCAGCUCCAGACCCAGAGCUCCAUGUCUUCACUCACCUCGCACAUCCCGGCAACCUCCCCAUCGCCCGUGUCCCAGCGUGGCCAAAAGAUUGAUGUGGACUUGAACGACACCCAGACCCUUUCUUACUACUCCCAACUACUCCUGUUCAAGGAAGAUACUGUUCGCGAUUCUGUGAUCUUCCCCCACAACCUCACUCCAUCCCAACGCCGUACAGUCCACACCCUGGCCCACAACAUGGGCUUGGGUCAUGCUUCACGUGGCAGCGGCGAACAGCGCCAGGUGCAAGUCUUCAAGAUCGCCGCCGGUGCCAAUUCGGACAGUGGUCGCCGUGGCCUUAACCGGGCGGCAACCAUCGACUUCAGUGAGGCUCGCCAAGAGGGGCCAGGGGCUUUUAACACCUUGCGUGGACAGAACUCGGGCUUUCUGGGCGUGAUGGACUCUCCUGGCAACUUUGCCAAUGGCCAGAACCUGCGGGCUGCCAAGUCCUUUGCCGACCUGCGAUCUUACACCCCGUCGCCCGUGCCUUCCUCCGCUAGCUUCCCCGCCGCAUUGCAGUCCAACGGUGCCCGCCUCCAGUAUGAGGGCGCGCCCACUGCUACUUCCAACACCCCGACCCUCACCCCUGUGCAGUCUGGUUCCUCUCUUGGCAUGCAGCGUGACGACAACCUGCUGGUCAACAGCCUGGGUGGUCUGUCCCUCGGCACCGGUAUUGGUGGCCCCAACUCGAGCCCCCGUCGGCUGAGAGGCAUGUUCUCUUGGGAACAGGACAGCCAACAAUCUAACGCUGGCGCCAUUGGUAGCAACCGUGGCAUGGGCAUGGGAUAUGACGGCCAGCAGGAGCGCAUGCCCGUCCGCCAACCCCGUGGCCCGACCCCUGAUAAGGGCACCGGAUUUCGCCGGCAGAACGGCCACCAAGCCCGCGGAAGCGAUGAGCUCCGCACCAACUCCGGAGUAGAGAUCAUCGUGGAGUAG